This is a messenger RNA of Leptopilina heterotoma, 3187 nucleotides long. RefSeq names its product pre-mRNA-processing factor 6 (gene Prp6). Gene Ontology annotation, cellular component: catalytic step 2 spliceosome; U4/U6 x U5 tri-snRNP complex. Gene Ontology annotation, biological process: mRNA splicing, via spliceosome; spliceosomal tri-snRNP complex assembly. Lineage: Eukaryota; Metazoa; Arthropoda; Insecta; Hymenoptera; Figitidae. Bases 204 to 2996 code for a protein of 930 amino acids. The transcript has 10 exons. Gene Ontology annotation, molecular function: protein binding. The record is from RefSeq and is a predicted model, not a curated record.
ACUUCAUAGUCAAAUAAAUAAUUGUAUUUUUGUGAUUGUUAAAAUUCUCAAUUGAAUAAAAUAAAUAAAUAGUAAUACAUAUUAUUAUAAAUUACUUUGGAAAAGAAAUGAUCUAAUAUCUAUUAGAUUUUCAAGAGGCAUUUAUUACAUGUAAAUGUAAAGUGUUGAAUGUUUUAUCUUCUUAAUUCGUUGAAUAAACGAAUAUGGCAGUUCCAUCAUCAUCUUUGUCGAGAAAUAAAAAACAUUUUCUCGGUGUUCCUGCACCUUUAGGAUAUGUCGCCGGUGUUGGAAGAGGAGCUACUGGAUUCACCACUCGUUCGGAUAUUGGACCAGCUCGUGAUGCAAAUGAUGUUUCAGAUGACAGACAUGCACCGCCGACUAAACGGGCGAAAAAGAAGGAAGAAGAAGAGGAGGACGAGGAAGAUUUAAACGAUUCUAAUUAUGACGAAUUUUCCGGUUACGGUGGUUCCUUAUUUAGCAAGGAUCCAUACGAUAAGGACGAUGAGGAAGCCGAUGCAAUAUAUGAAGCAAUCGAUAAAAGAAUGGACGAGAAACGUAAAGAAUAUCGUGAGAAACGUUUAAGAGAAGAAUUGGAACGUUAUCGUCAGGAGAGACCGAAAAUACAACAGCAAUUUUCUGAUUUAAAACGUGAUCUUGUCAGUGUAUCGGAGGAUGAAUGGAAAAAUAUUCCCGAAGUUGGUGACGCGAGAAAUCGUAAACAACGAAAUCCACGUGCGGAGAAAUUUACACCAUUACCAGAUUCUGUUUUAGCGAGAAAUUUAGGCGGUGAAACAACGUCGAGCAUUGAUCCAACGAGUGGUUUGGCAUCAAUGAUGCCCGGUGUCACGACACCCGGUAUGUUAACACCAACUGGUGAUCUUGAUUUACGAAAAAUUGGUCAAGCGAGAAAUACACUUAUGGACGUGAAAUUGAGUCAAGUCUCGGAUUCAGUCGCCGGACAAACUGUUGUCGAUCCAAAGGGGUAUCUCACCGAUUUACAGAGUAUGAUUCCGACAUAUGGAGGAGAUAUCAAUGACAUAAAGAAGGCGAGACUUCUUUUGAAAUCGGUUCGCGAGACAAAUCCGAAUCAUCCACCGGCUUGGAUUGCUUCUGCUCGUUUAGAAGAGGUCACAGGUAAAGUUCAAGCAGCGCGCAAUUUAAUAAUGAAAGGCUGUGAAGUGAAUCCAACAUCGGAAGAUUUAUGGCUUGAGGCGGCGCGCUUACAACCGGCGGACACGGCAAAAGCGGUGAUUGCCCAGUCGGUUCGUCAUAUACCAACGUCAGUGAGAAUAUGGAUAAAGGCCGCUGACCUGGAGACGGAAACAAAGGCGAAACGACGUGUUUAUCGAAAAGCACUUGAGCACAUUCCAAAUUCCGUGCGAUUAUGGAAGGCGGCUGUGGAAUUAGAGGAGCCGGAGGAUGCGAGAAUUUUAUUGAGUCGAGCGGUUGAAUGUUGCUCGACAAGUGUUGAUCUAUGGCUCGCGUUGGCUCGUUUAGAGACUUAUGAUAAUGCACGUAAAGUGUUGAAUAAAGCGCGAGAGAAUAUUCCGACUGAUCGGCAAAUUUGGACGACUGCCGCUAAACUCGAGGAGGCGAAUGGCAAUAAGCACAUGGUUGAGAAAAUCAUUGAGCGCGCUAUUUCUUCUCUAAGUGCAAAUGGAGUGGAAAUUAAUAGGGAGCAUUGGUUUAAAGAGGCUAUGGAGGCGGAAAAAGCCGGUGCGGUUCAUUGUUGUCAGGUGAUUAUCAAGUCUGUGAUUGGCGGUGGAGUCGAGGAAGAGGAUCGAAAGCAUACCUGGAUGGAGGAUGCAGAGACGUGCGCUCAACAAGGAGCGUUAGAAUGCGCUCGAGCUGUUUAUGCAUUUGCCUUGAGCACUUUCCCAAGUAAAAAGUCCAUUUGGAUGAGAGCUGCCUUUUUUGAGAAGACCUACGGUACAAGAGAAUCUCUCGAAGCUCUAUUGCAACGAGCCGUUGCUCAUUGUCCAAAAAGCGAAGUUCUUUGGCUUAUGGGCGCAAAAUCAAAGUGGUUGGCUGGCGAUGUUCCGGCAGCAAGAGGUAUUCUUUCACUGGCUUUCCAGGCAAAUCCAAAUUCAGAAGAGAUUUGGUUGGCUGCGGUGAAAUUGGAAUCAGAAAAUUCAGAAUACGAGAGAGCAAGACGUUUAUUGGCGAAGGCACGCGCCUCCGCUCCAACGCCACGUGUUAUGAUGAAAAGUGCAAAACUCGAAUGGGCGCUAAAUAAUUUGGAUACUGCUCUGAAAUUAUUGAAAGAAGCCCUCGAAAUGUUUGAUGAUUUCCCUAAAUUGUGGUUAAUGAAAGGACAAAUUGAGGAACAACAAAAUAUGAAUGAACAAGCUCUUACCACUUACAAUCAGGGGAUAAAGAAGUGUCCGAAUUCGAUUCCAUUGUGGCGGCUUUUGACGCAUUUAGAAUGCCACUCGGGACGUGUAACGAAAGCGCGUUCUGUUUUGGAAAAAGCGCGUCUGAGAAAUCCAAAGAACGAUGAAUUAUGGCUUGAGGCGGUUAGAAUUGAAAAUCAAAAUUCAGCAACGCAAAAUAUGGCUCAUACAUUGAUGGCAAAGGCAUUGCAGGAAUGUCCGAAUUCGGGAUUAUUGUGGGCAGAAGCUAUUUUUAUGGAACCAAGGCCACAACGAAAAAUGAAGAGUGUCGAUGCUUUAAAAAAAUGCGAACACGAUGCACAUGUUCUUCUCACUGUCUCCAAAUUAUUUUGGAGCGAGAGUAAAGUUUCAAAGUGUCGAGAUUGGUUUAAUCGAACAGUAAAAUUGAGACCUGUAUUAGGCGAUGCCUGGGCGUAUUUUUAUAAAUUUGAAAAACUUCAUGGAACUGAUGAACAACAGGAGGAUGUGAAGAAACGUUGCAUUGCCUCCGAACCAAAGUAUGGAGAAAAUUGGUGUAAAGUUUCGAAAAAUAUCAACAAUUGGUGUUUCAAUACGGAACAAAUUUUAAUUCUCGUCGCUAAGGAGCUUCCAAUUCCUAUAUGAAUUCAAAUUUUUUUGGUUUAUUUAGAAUUGUACAUUUGAAACUAAUUUCAUUAGAGAAAGACAAUAUUUGAAAAGAGAAAAUUGUUUAGAAAAACUUUUUAAGAAAAUAACCCUGCGCAGAAGGUUGUUAUGAAAACUAUAUUAGUUCCUUCACCUCUGACUUUGAGAUUAGGUUAGGUAGAAAUAUUUUC